AUGGCUAUAGAAGAACCGUAUCCGGCUCUGCCUCCCGCCUUAUCGGCCCUGGUUUUGUUUUCAUUGUUAGCGGGGCUAGCUUUUCUCUUUCGAUCCUUAUCAAAGCCGCUCUUCCGGGGUUAUAAGUCCCUGCGUAUAGCUAAGCCGACGGAAACCGAACUGGAUCUUGUUCCCGGUGGUAACGAAAACAUCGUCUGCAAGGAAUCGGAUUUUCCAGAAAACUGGUGGACUGGCUCAGAAGUCUUUGAACUCGAAAGACGGGCAAUAUUUAGUAAAAGAUGGCUCUACCUAGCCCACCGUAACCGGUUCACCAAACCCGGCGAGUACCAUUCCUUCGAAGUGGCCGGUAUCCCAAUUUUCCUGGUACUGGGGAAAGAUGGCGUCGUGCGAGCGUUCCAUAACGUCUGCCGUCAUAGAGCAUACACAGUCACGCGGAAGGAGUGUGGCUCGUCUACGAUCCUGGGUUGUCGAUAUCAUGGCUGGAGCUAUAACACCAAGGGACAGCUCAUCAAGGCACCUCACUUUGACAAUGUGCCCGGAUUUGACAAGGCUCAGAAUAGUUUAUUUUCGAUUCAGAUUAAAACCACACCUGCGGGCUUUAUAUUCGUGAAUUUGGAUGCAUCCCCGACGAUGACGCCAUUGCAGACAAGAUCUCUUGAUUCCUUUGCGGGCCGGCAUGGCAUCGGACGACAAUCUACGUGGCUGGGAGGGCAGACAGUGGAAGGGCGGUUUAAUUGGAAGAUUGCUUUGAGAUUACAGAGAAUCAUCGACCACACGGAACUGGAGACCGAGUUCUCACAGCCAAGGUAUAAGGCACUGUUAUUGAGCUUGUUCAAUUCCUCACGAAUGCGCUCGGAAGAUGUUCAAGUCUUCCCUUUUACUACGAUUCAUACCCUCUGCGGAGGGGUACUGUGGUACUCCCUGAGCUUCAUUCCUAUAUCUGAGAGUAUCACUUCAGUUCGGAUUGACUUAUACACUCACAAAGACAUGGGUAGUCCUGCGCCUGCACCACCAGCAGAAAAACUCUUCAGCGAAUUGUCGAACAGUAUCCGAGAAUUAGAAACUCAAUUCCAGUCACCUUCUGGAACACCAACUCUACCGACCUAUAUCACAUCAGCACCAGACCCAGCUGGCACAGACACACAACGCGAAAUCCUCGAGGCUAUCAAAUCCCACGCCAAAUUAGAAAAACAACUAGGAACCGAGAUCUUCCCGGCUACGAGGAGACCUAGAACCAACGCUCGAUUCGAGCAGGCUGAACAAAUCUGCAAAGACCUAGAUUGCCAAGACACGUGGAACAGCAAGAGUCUUGCCUGGUGA
Messenger RNA from Aspergillus luchuensis, 1320 nucleotides. Its product is annotated as putative iron-sulfur cluster-binding protein. Lineage: Eukaryota; Fungi; Ascomycota; Eurotiomycetes; Eurotiales; Aspergillaceae. The transcript is spliced from 6 exons. Gene Ontology annotation, molecular function: 2 iron, 2 sulfur cluster binding. Bases 1 to 1320 code for a protein of 439 amino acids. The record is from RefSeq and is a predicted model, not a curated record.